GAGGGUUAGUGUCGUCACUUCCUGCGAGUACCGGUGUGGACGGUGGGGAUCGUGGCCGCUGGUUUUCCUGUUCUCCCCCUCCCCUACUCUCCUCCCUCCCUCCCUUUCCCUCCCUCGGCUGCGGUCGAUCGCCAGUCGCACACUCCCUGACCCAUCCCUAACCCCUUCCUGGUUUCGGGGCCACCAGAUUGGCCUUUUUCUGUUUCCCGGCCCAGCGUCGGGGCGUGGGCCUUGAGUGAGAGGCGCUGCCGCGGAGAAGAGAAAAGACGAGACGACCCUCAGCUCUCCUGCGGGAUCGCUCGGCUCGCCGCCGCCAUGGCAAUGAGGCAAACGCCUCUCACUUGCUCCGGCCACACGCGGCCAGUGGUGGAUUUGGCCUUCAGUGGCAUCACGCCUUAUGGCUAUUUCUUAAUCAGUGCUUGCAAAGAUGGCAAACCUAUGCUACGCCAGGGAGAUACAGGAGACUGGAUUGGAACGUUUUUGGGUCAUAAGGGUGCUGUUUGGGGUGCAACAUUGAAUAAGGAUGCCACCAAAGCAGCUACAGCAGCUGCAGAUUUCACAGCCAAAGUAUGGGAUGCUGUCUCAGGAGAUGAAUUGAUGACCCUGGCUCAUAAACACAUUGUCAAGACUGUGGAUUUUACACAGGAUAGUAAUUACUUGUUAACUGGAGGACAGGAUAAACUGUUACGCAUAUAUGACUUGAACAAACCUGAAGCAGAACCUAAGGAAAUCAGUGGUCACAGUUCUGGUAUUAAAAAGGCUCUGUGGUGCAGUGAGGAUAAACAGAUUCUUUCAGCUGAUGAUAAAACUGUUCGCCUUUGGGACCAUGCUACUAUGACAGAAGUGAAAUCUCUAAAUUUUAAUAUGUCUGUUAGCAGUAUGGAAUAUAUUCCUGAGGGAGAGAUCUUGGUAAUAACUUAUGGACGAUCUAUUGCUUUUCAUAGUGCAAUAAGUUUGGACCCAAUUAAAUCCUUUGAAGCUCCUGCAACCAUCAAUUCUGCAUCUCUUCAUCCUGAGAAAGAAUUUCUUGUUGCAGGUGGUGAAGAUUUUAAACUUUAUAAGUAUGAUUAUAAUAGUGGAGAAGAAUUAGAAUCCUACAAAGGACACUUUGGUCCUAUUCACUGUGUGAGAUUUAGUCCUGAUGGAGAACUCUACGCUAGUGGUUCUGAAGAUGGAACAUUGAGACUGUGGCAAACUGUGGUUGGAAAAACAUAUGGCCUUUGGAAAUGUGUGCUUCCUGAAGAAGAUAGUGGUGAGCUGGCAAAGCCAAAGAUCAGUUUUCCAGAGACAGCAGAAGAGGAGCUAGAAGAAAUUACUUCAGAGAAUUCAGAUUCCAUCUAUAGUUCAACUCCUGAAGUGAAGGCCUGAGCAUCAGGCAGGUGCCACAGGUAGUACAAAACUUACGGACUAAAACAAGCAGUGGAGAAAAGCAUCAGCCUCCAGAGUUACUUUCUGCUUAAGGCAAACAUGAGCAGUAAAUAAUGAGGAAUAUGAAUUAGCUCCAGUGCUGGAACUAACCAACUUGGUGUUAACUGUAAGUGAAAACGCAAGAGUAUCAGCUGAAGGCAAGUGGAGUUAUGCUGUUGUAGAACGGUGGCCUGUUGUCUUUUUAAUGAAUACGUGCAAGCCAACAUCCAGUUUCUCUUAUUACAAUUAGAUUUCUUGUAGUUUUUUAUGUUAUGAUGAAGAAGGAAAAUAUAUUGGCUUAUUUUUCUGACUUUGCCCUUAAAGCAGAAAGCCGGGUUUUUUUGUUUGUUUGUUUUUUGUUUUUUUUGGCUCUAGUUAUAAAGAAGAGGGAAUACAUGAUAAAAUGACUUGUUGGAUUUCUCUUUCAUUGUACACUGCUUCCGAACAUCUAAUUGUUUUCAGUUAUCUAAAUAAAAUGUCUCUAAAACAAAA
Phacochoerus africanus (Common warthog) is the source of this 1899-nucleotide messenger RNA. RefSeq names its product serine/threonine kinase receptor associated protein (gene STRAP). The record is from RefSeq and is a predicted model, not a curated record. The transcript is spliced from 10 exons. The coding region runs from base 316 to 1368 and encodes 350 amino acids. Gene Ontology annotation, biological process: spliceosomal snRNP assembly. Lineage: Eukaryota; Metazoa; Chordata; Mammalia; Artiodactyla; Suidae. Gene Ontology annotation, molecular function: RNA binding; protein binding. Gene Ontology annotation, cellular component: SMN complex.